AGUACAGAUCGUUAGGCAGGUGUACAGUUCAGAUUUUAACUUGUACUUGUUUUGUAUAAUGACAGUUUUGUGUACUUGUGUCUUCUAUUAUUAACUAUGUGUUGGAGUAAGCUCUUCAGUUCAAAAUCGAGUGACUUCGAGAACGAAGCUCUUGAAGUUCACAAUGAGUACAGAAGAGAACAUGGUACGGAACCCCUGAUUUUAAACAAAGAAAUCAGUAAGGUCAGCCAAAAAUGGGCAGAGGACCUAGCAAAACGCGACGAAAUGGAAUACAGCCACAACAAAAACUACGGUGAAAACAUUUAUUGCGGCUGGACUACAGAUACAAACACAAAAAUAAAAGCCAGAGAUUGUGUAGACAGAUGGUAUGGUGAAAUCAAUCAAUACUCAUUUGGUAGAGAACCAGAAGUAUUAAAAUGCGGUCACUUCACACAAUUAAUAUGGAAAACUACAAGAGAAAUAGGUAUAGGUAGCGCUAAGAGUAAAUCUGGAAAGCUUUAUGUUGUAGCUCAUUAUUAUCCACCUGGUAAUUUUAGUAAACAAUUUGUAAAAAAUGUACCCCCACCUGGAGCUCUACAAUUCAAAUCGAAUUCGGGUACGAAAAAUUCUGAACUGCCAAAAGGAUCAAACAACAAUAUAUCAACUUCAACUCCUACUCAGCGUAAUAGUAAGAUUGGCGAAUUAGCGACAGAUUUGGUAAGUAAACUGAAAUCGACGUCAGUUUCUGGUGAUAACUUUGAGGAAGAAUUUUUGAAAGCCCAUAACGACUACAGAAGAAAUCACGGAGUAGCGCCUUUAAAGUUGAAUAAAAAGUUAUGUAAAUACGCAGACGAGUGGGCUAAAGUAUUGGUCAAGAAAGGUAAAAUGGAGCACAGAGACCAAGACGAUUACGGUGAAAAUAUAUUUUAUGCAUGGUCCUCUAAUCCAAAUUUCGAAAUAACCGGCAAGGAUCCAGUAGAAAAAUGGUAUAGUGAAAUAAAAGAUCACAAAUUUGGCAAAGAGCCUACUAAUUUAGGAACAGGACACUUUACUCAAGUCAUUUGGGAGGAUACGCAAGAGCUAGGUGUGGGUAUGGCGAGGUCCAAAGAUGGCCAUAUCUACGUUGUAGGAAAUUAUUUCCCCCCCGGCAAUGUUGUCGGCAGUUUUGCACAGAAAGUACGUCCGCCUCUUAAUUAAACUUUCUUCCAGUUCUAUUAGAUAUUUAUGAAUAUUUUUUCAAUAGCCAAAGAUACAUUCCAAAUAGUUACUUCCUAUU
This is a messenger RNA of Achroia grisella, 1255 nucleotides long. RefSeq lists its product as uncharacterized. The record is from RefSeq and is a predicted model, not a curated record. The transcript is spliced from 2 exons. Bases 97 to 1176 code for a protein of 359 amino acids. NCBI's taxonomy places the organism in Eukaryota, Metazoa, Arthropoda, Insecta, Lepidoptera, Pyralidae. Gene Ontology annotation, cellular component: extracellular region.